This is a messenger RNA of Paramecium octaurelia, 318 nucleotides long. The record is from the annotation of a GenBank genome assembly. NCBI's taxonomy places the organism in Eukaryota, Ciliophora, Oligohymenophorea, Peniculida, Parameciidae.
AUGUUAUAAUAAGAAUAAUUAUUUAUUGUUCUAAUAGUGUUAGUUAUAAUAGCAAUCAUCAUCGCACAUUUAAUAACCAAAUGCUAAGGAAAAGAAAAGGAGUAAUAAGCAAAGGAUAGAUUGAGAAAGAAGUUUAUUAAAAAUAAUAUUGAAACAUUAAAUGACAUGAAUGAAGAAGAAGCUUAAUUACUUUAAGAAACAUUUAAGAAUACACUUGAGAAUUCCAAAUAAGGAAAAAUUGCAAAAUAUGAUCCCAGGAUGUAAAAAAUAUAGGAAAUCAGACAAAAAACUGUGAAAUUUAUUCUUACACAUGAAUGA